Messenger RNA from Knipowitschia caucasica, 2280 nucleotides. The record is from the annotation of a GenBank genome assembly. Lineage: Eukaryota; Metazoa; Chordata; Actinopteri; Gobiiformes; Gobiidae.
AUGGAGCAGCUGCUGCGAGUUUUCCCCUUCGAGGUGCGGACCUGGGUGAAGGAGCGCGAGCCCGGCGAUGGACUCACCGCUGCAAAGUUGGCCGUGCAGUACCUCAACGCGCGCAAAGGAGGACCUGCCCGGACCGGCACUACAGCUCAGCGUGGGCCAGCUCAGCCGCUUCUCUCCAGACCACCCCGGCAGGACAGCUACCCAGAUCGGCAAGACCAGCCCUAUCUUGUGAGUGUGGGUGUGGUUGAAAACUUACCAGUGGAUGCUAUUCUCGGUUGGGAUUUACCAGUUCUCAUGGACCUGUUGAACGAAAAAGUGUCUGAGGAAAGUGACUCUGGGGGGAAUAGUAACUGUUCUAUGUCUAUGGCAUGUCCUGUUUUAACCCGAGCUCAGGCAAAAACGGGUGUCCAGCCUCUGCCGGACUUGGACAGUAGUCUGUGUGAGGGGGGCACCAAGGGGCCCAAGAAGUCCCGCCGUCAGAGGCGGUUUGAGAAACAAAUGUGGUCUGCUAGUCCUGAAGAUGUUUUACCUUUGUGUUGGAAUGUGCCUGACAAUGUUGGGAAGACUGCCGCCUUCAUGCUACCCAUCCUGGAGCGUCUGCUGUACAAACCACGCAGCACCCAGCUCACCCGUGUCCUGGCCCUGGUGCCCACCCGAGAGCUGGGUAUCCAGGUGCACUCUGUGGCCCGGCAGCUCGCCCAGUUCACUGGCAUCACUACCUGCCUGGCUGUAGGUGGGUUGGACAUCAAGUCCCAGGAGGCAGCUCUGAGGGCGGGGCCUGAUGUCUUGAUCGCCACCCCGGGGCGUCUUAUUGACCACUUGCACAACACCCCCAGCUUUGAGCUUAGCCACAUCGAGAUCCUGGUGCUGGAUGAGGCUGACAGGAUGUUGGACGAAUACUUUGAAGAGCAGAUGAAGGAGAUCAUCAGAAUGUGCUCACACAACAGACAGACCAUGCUGUUCUCCGCCACGCUGACCGACCAGGUGAAGGACCUGGCCGCUGUCUCUCUGCGGGACCCGGUGAAGAUCUUUGUGAACAGCAACACAGACGUGGCUCCAUUCCUACGGCAGGAGUUCGUAAGGAUUCGAGCUAAUCGUGAGGGCGAUCGCGAGGCCGUCGUUGCAGCGCUGCUGACGCGGACCUUCCAGGACCACGUGAUGCUGUUCACUCAGACCCGUAAACAGGCCCACCGCCUGCACAUCCUGCUGGGCCUGAUGGGGCUGAAGGUGGGGGAGCUGCACGGAGAGCUGAGCCAGACGCAGAGGCUGGAGAACCUCAGGAGGUUCAAAGACGAGCAGGUGGAUGUUCUGGUGGCCACAGAUGUUGCAGCCCGAGGCCUCGACAUUGAUGGGGUCAAGACGGUGAUCAACUUCACCAUGCCCUCCACACAGAAGCACUAUGUGCACAGAGUCGGCAGGACGGCUCGGGCGGGCCGCUCUGGCCGCUCAGUGUCUCUCGUGGGAGAAGCAGAGAGGAGGAUGCUCAAGGAGGUGGUGAAGACUGCCAGGAGUGGGGUCAAGGCCCGCGUGCUGCCGCCAGAGGUCAUUCUGAAAUUCAGGGACCACAUCUCCAAACUAGAGAAGGACGUGGAGGCGGUGAUCCGGCUUGAGCGGGAGGAGCGUGAGAUGGCAGCGUCCGAGGCAAAGCUGUCUGUGGCGCAGAAGCGUCUGGAGAGCGGAACCUCGGAGCCAGAGAGAGUGUGGUUUCAGAGCCAACAGGAGCGCAAACAGAGCCGCAUGUCCAAGGCGCUGCAGGACUUUGACCAGGCUCUGAGAGGGAAGAAGAAGAGGACUCAGUUCGUGAAGGACUCCAAGAGAAAAGACAUUACUGGAGAGGAGCGCGCUCAGUUCGAGAUCCUCAAGGCUCAGAUGUUUGCAGAGCGCGCCGCCAAGAGGGACCGCCGUCCCAAACGAGCGCGCGCCAUGGCGGAGGAGCCGACCCCUGAGCCAGGAGCCAAGCACAAGGCCAAAGGAGGGAAGAAGUCUGUGUUUGACAAGGAGCUGACCAACACCAGCGGACGCCUGCUCAAACAGUAUCGGGCCGGACCGUCCUUUGAAGAUCGGAAACGCCUGGGUCUAAAUCGCAAACCACAGGCCAAAGGACUCAGGAGAGGAGGUGGAGGAGGAGGUGGAAGAGGUGGAGGUGGAAGAGAAGGAGGAGGAGGCGGAGGAAGAGGAGGAAGAGAAGGAGGAAGAGGAGGAGGAAGAGAAGGAGGAAGAGAAGGGGGAAGAGGCGGCGGAAGAGGAAGAGGAGGAGGAAGAGGGUUCAAAAAGAAGUGA